Molecule: messenger RNA, 771 nt
Organism: Vanderwaltozyma polyspora DSM 70294
Lineage: Eukaryota; Fungi; Ascomycota; Saccharomycetes; Saccharomycetales; Saccharomycetaceae
Gene: COG2
Product: Golgi transport complex subunit COG2
Exons: 1
Coding region: 1-771 (256 amino acids)
Source: RefSeq, a predicted model, not a curated record
AUGGGAGAUGAAGAAGGGAUGGUAUUUGAUUUGCCAACGUCAGCAGAAGUGAAUAGGGAUUUAUUUGCAGAAGAAGUUGAGAAUUUAAAGGGUGGGUAUGAUGAUUUUGAUGUUGAUGAGUUUCUUAUGAGGAACAACUUCCAAUAUGUGCAGUUAGAUUCUUUGAUUUCAGAUGUAUCUAAUCUUUCUCGGGAGGUAGUGCAGGCAUUACUGAGUCAAGUUUCAGAUAGGUAUGAUGAUUAUAUGAGUUUUUGCAAGACAUUUGCAGGUGAUGAUAGCGAAACGAUGAUGGAAUUACAACGUACUAGAGAGGAUCUACAUCAAUUCAUGUCGCAACUGGAACAGCUGGCCUCUAGGGAUAUCCCAAGAACAAAGGAAGUUGUUAACGAUGCCAUAGAGUAUUUACAAAAAAUUGAUGAAAUCGUAUCGCUUUUGAAGACACAUGAAGAUUUAAAAGAGACUUUGUCGGUGGCCAAGCAAUUGAGUGAUUCCUUGCAUCAUCUAUGUGGGAAUGAUGAUAUUGAUGAAAAGAUAUGUAAUGAGUUAACCGUCCGAUUACAUUCAUUGGUUCAUAAUUCAAAUAAACUUUUAGAGUCACUUUCAACAUUGGACUCCCCAUACGUGCGUCACAUGCGUAACGAGUACCACUCACUGAUACAGACAUUCCAGAUAGCAUUGAAGCUUCUCACUGCAAGAUGUCUAGAGGAUCCAAAAAGAUAUCCAUUGCUUUCAAAGACAUUGAUCGCAAUCCUUGCGGAAACGAAAGCAUAA